This is a messenger RNA of Nymphalis io (European peacock), 2582 nucleotides long. RefSeq names its product mRNA-decapping enzyme 1B (gene DCP1). The record is from RefSeq and is a predicted model, not a curated record. The coding region runs from base 101 to 1381 and encodes 426 amino acids. Lineage: Eukaryota; Metazoa; Arthropoda; Insecta; Lepidoptera; Nymphalidae. The transcript has a single exon. Gene Ontology annotation, cellular component: P-body. Gene Ontology annotation, molecular function: mRNA binding; enzyme activator activity. Gene Ontology annotation, biological process: deadenylation-dependent decapping of nuclear-transcribed mRNA; deadenylation-independent decapping of nuclear-transcribed mRNA; positive regulation of catalytic activity.
GUUAUUAAAGAUGGCGAAUUUAUUCGUUCUUCUUGUCAUUUUGCUGUAAUGGUGAUGCUCGAUCGUUGUGUAAAAACGUAUUUGUGUAUGUUGGUAUAAAAUGGCUGACACCGGUCUACGUAUGAAUUUCGCCGCAUUAAAGAGGGCAGAUCCAUAUGCACGAGAAAUAAUUGACAGUGCUACCCACGUUGCACUUUAUACAUUUGAAGAAAACGAAUGGGAGAAAACUAACAUCGAAGGUGCUUUGUUUGUGUACAGUAGAAAUGGUGAACCUUACCACAGUUUGGUGAUUAUGAACAGAUUAAAUACUAAUAAUCUUAUUGAGCCUGUUUCAAAAGGAAUUGAAUUACAAUUAAAAGAACCUUUUCUAUUAUAUCGGAACGCGAAGUGUCGUAUUUACGGCAUAUGGUUUUACGAUAAAGACGAGUGCGUUAGAGUUGCAACCAAACUGAAUUCUAUAGUUAAGGAUUCUACUAAAGCGCCAAACGACAUGUCCCAGAAUCCAGCAUACCCAACGCCGGUAAAACCGAGCGCUUCAGUCGACAUAUUCAGCAUGUUGAGCAAAGCUCAAGAUGAUUUUAAUACUAAUAAGGGAAUGGCGACUAAUAAAAAUGAUUUGACUCCAUCACGAGCACCCGACAUGGCAUCACAAAGUGUAAUGGAUUUCUUCGCCAAAGCAGGCAGCGGUGCUGCUGCACAAAUGCCUGCAGUAUCUUCUCUUCCAUCACCGGGAAUCUUUGGACCUAGGCCGACUGACGCUCGUGAGGGUCCUUUAUUGCUGCAGAGGCUGAUGAGUAACCCAGCACAUUCAGUUGAGCAUAUUGAAAAACAACAGCGCUCUGUCACUCCACAGGAUGCACAAACAUCAAAUGGAAAUAUUUCUAUAGAUUCGACUAUGAGGCAAAAUAAUUCUUAUCAACUAAAGUCUACCCCGAUAGAGAAACAAAAUCAACAAAGGAUAAAUCUCAAGAAAAUGCAGCAGCUAGAAGGUGUUGACAAUGGCCCGAAUCCAUUAGAAAAUGAAUUAAAUUUGAUGCACAUUUCUUCACCAAAACCAACAUCACCUUUAGCAUCAUACUUAAAUCAGUCUCAAGAUAUUGGGCAUCAAGUGGGCUCCUAUAAUGGUGGUAAGUUAGAUGAGGUAGGUGGAGUUUUUCCAAUUAUAAAUACUUUAGCAAACCAGCAAAAACCUGCUCUAAUGCCUCCUACGAUGUUCACGGCAACUAGUGGAAAUGACAUGCAGCCCUCUCCAGAGCCCCUCACUAGAAAUCAGCUUCUGCAGGCUUUUAAUUAUUUAUUAAAACAUGACUCUGAUUUUGUUAACAAAUUACAUGAGGCCUAUGUUAAAUCAUUUUCAGAAAAGGCCUUUUCAGUUUCAUAAACUUCUUUCUUUUGGACAAACCACUGAAAUCGCCAGUGGACAUGUACAGUUGUAAUUUGAAGUAUAAAUCCUCUUUAAAUGUAGACCCUGUAGUUUUGUAGUUACUUGUUUGGACAGAGUAUUUUUAAAUAAGUUUUAAACCUUUGACAGUGUCAUAUAAAUCUGUAUAGUAAAUGAAUUUUAGUGACUUCAAAAUGUCAAAAGUCACAUUAUGUAACGGAAAAGCUAUUUGUGAUAUAUAUAUAUUGGCUAAUACUUUUACUCUGUUGUCCUUCCAGAUUUUCUAUGUAAGACAAUUAUUGUCAUAAGAAACUCAGUGAUAUUGUUAGAUAGCUUGACAAUACAAAAAUCUUUUUUUUUUGUUAGCUUAUGUAACUGGUAUGUAUAACUAUCACAUUAUAUUUGUAACUAUAUAUGACUAUUUGCAUAUGAGUGCCAAGAAAAUGUCUGGCCAUAAUUUAUAAAAAUGUUCAUUGCAAUAUUUAUCUAUCUUCUAAUGCAGCCGAAGUUUAAAGUAGGAUAUGUCUUUUAUAGAUAUAUAAUAUAAAUAAUAUUGUUUGUUUAUACAUAUGCAAUGAGUUUUGAAACAUAAGGACAUUAUUUUGACUUUGUAUUGUUUAUAAGGACUGCAAAAUUUUGCUAUUUAUAUACAUAUCUUUAAUUUUUUUAAUUCUUAAUAUACCACUCAUUUACUUUUUCUUUACUUAUGCAUGCAUAAGGUCUUACUUCACGAGAUAUUUAUGUUUGUGGUAUGAAUAUCUAAAAUUCAUUUAAUUCCCUUUUGUUUUUAUUUUCUUUGGUUCAACUUUUCAAAGGAAUGCCAUUUUAUUUUUUAAAUUAUAAAGUGUAAAUUUUCGAGUUAGUAUUUUGAUAUAAAUGCAAGAUAGCUUGUGAUUUACAAUAAAUAAAAACGAUGUUUCGUUCAAAAACUCAAUGUAAUAGCUUAAUAUGAAUACUCACAUUAAUGUCUGAUACAAAACACUAUUUUUGUUUGUUUAAAUUGCCAAUUAUUACUAAAUCUACUCUGUUAUACUCCUUUUGUAUAUAAUAAAUGUAUUGGCAACAUUUGUUCCAUAAAUGUCACAUAUGUCAUUCAUGUUCAUAUUAUAAAAAUGAAUAAAGCUAUUUUGAAUUUUCAUACUCAUAAUUCUUUUCUUCAUAAUAUUCUUCAUUUCUAAAAUAAUGAUAUGAUGGAAUGUGA